AGUGUUACCGCACCACUAAAUCGACGAUGACGUACCAACAGUGAGUCCAAUGAUUUGACCCACAAAAAUUUCUCCAUUCCCAAAAAUUCGACAAGGAACCCUAGCGGAGGUUUUUUUUACUCCGAUGGAGGCGGACGAGCGGCGGAACGGCGAUUCGACGAGUCACAAUCACCGUGCCCCGAAGAAGCCACGCCUGGCUGGGCUCUUGACCGAGUCAGAUAUCCGGUCCGAGUUCGCUCACCACCAGACCGGUGUUGCCAGAAUCAACAACGGCAGCUUCGGGUGCUGUCCCGGCUCCGUUCUCGAGGCGCAGCGUGAGUGGCAGCUUCGGUAUCUCCGUCAGCCCGACGAGUUCUACUUCAACAGUCUCCGUCGUGGAUUGCUCGCUUCUCGAACCGUGAUUAGUGACCUAAUCAACGCCGAUGACGUCGACGAGGUCUCGCUCGUUGAUAACGCGACCACAGCUGCCGCUAUUGUUCUUCAGAAAGUGGGGCGAUGUUUCUCGGAAGGGAAGUAUCGGAAGGAAGACACUGUAGUGAUGUUCCACUGUGCGUUCCAGAGCGUGAAGAAGUCGAUUCAGGCUUAUGUCUCGCGCGUCGGUGGCUCCACUGUCGAGGUUAGGUUACCUUUCCCUGUAAAUUCGAACGAAGAGAUUAUCUCGGCGUUUAGAGAAGGAUUAGAGAAAGGUAGAGCGAAUGGUAGAACGGUUAGGUUAGCUAUCAUUGACCAUAUAACUUCGAUGCCGUGUGUAUUGAUGCCGGUACGAGAGUUGGUUAAAAUCUGCAGAGAAGAAGGCGUGGAGCAGGUUUUUGUUGAUGCAGCUCAUGCCAUUGGUAGUGUUAAGGUUGAUGUCAAAGAAAUCGGAGCUGAUUACUAUGUGAGCAAUCUGCAUAAAUGGUUCUUUUGUCCACCUUCUAUCGCGUUUUUUUAUUGCAAGAAACGCAGUUCCGGGUCCGAUGUUCAUCACCCUGUGGUGUCUCAUGAGUUUGGAAAUGGUUUGCCUAUAGAGAGUGCCUGGAUUGGGACAAGGGAUUACAGUUCUCAGCUUGUGGUUCCAUCUGUGAUGGAGUUUGUAAACAGGUUCGAGGGAGGGAUCGAAGGGAUAAUGAACCGGAACCAUGAAGAGGCUGUUAGAAUCGGGUUAAUGCUGUCUAAUGCUUGGGGAACGAAUCUUGGGUCACCUCCUGAGAUGUGUGUUGGGAUGGUUAUGAUCGGUUUACCUUCAAAACUGUGUGUUGACAGCGAUGAAGAUGCUACUAAGUUGCGGUCAUAUCUGCGGGUGCAUUACUCGGUCGAGGUCCCAGUUUAUUUUCUUGGAUUGAGGGAUGGCGAGGAAGGUGUGAAAGACAAAGAUAGUGGGCUAAUCACUGCGUAUGUUCGGAUUUCUCAUCAAGUUUAUAACAAAACAGAAGAUUACGAGAGAUUGAGAGACGCAAUAACAGAGGUAGUCAAGCAUCAGAUGACUUGUCAAAACCUUCCUUGAGUGUAGAUAGUUUGAUAUAUUCCACCGCAAGAGCCUGAUAUGGACUCUUCCAUAGUUCAUCAGAUGGUUCCGUUGUAACAAUAAGGCGUUAGAGGCGCCACCGGGAAAAGUUCCGGAGGUAACUUUAUUGAUGACCUUGGUGGAGGAUCGACUUGCAAUGGAAGAAGAAGCUAACCUUGAGGAGUUUUUUUAGUGUAUUUUUAACGUUUAACGGCUUUGUAUUGUUUAUCAAGCAAAUAAAAUCAUGUCCCUUUUUCUUCAUCAAACAUUCUGCUUUCAAAUCUUGUGUUGUAUGCAUUCCGACGAAAAAAAAUCCUUAUUUAAGACUUUUUA
Messenger RNA from Eutrema salsugineum, 1816 nucleotides. RefSeq names its product L-cysteine desulfhydrase. The coding region runs from base 125 to 1483 and encodes 452 amino acids. Lineage: Eukaryota; Viridiplantae; Streptophyta; Magnoliopsida; Brassicales; Brassicaceae. The record is from RefSeq and is a predicted model, not a curated record. The transcript has 2 exons.